Podarcis raffonei (Aeolian wall lizard) is the source of this 3146-nucleotide messenger RNA. It is a transcript of the gene PRKACA, whose product is annotated as protein kinase cAMP-activated catalytic subunit alpha. Bases 16 to 1215 code for a protein of 399 amino acids. The transcript has 10 exons. Gene Ontology annotation, cellular component: cAMP-dependent protein kinase complex; nucleus. The record is from RefSeq and is a predicted model, not a curated record. Gene Ontology annotation, molecular function: ATP binding; protein kinase A regulatory subunit binding; cAMP-dependent protein kinase activity. Lineage: Eukaryota; Metazoa; Chordata; Lepidosauria; Squamata; Lacertidae. Gene Ontology annotation, biological process: peptidyl-serine phosphorylation.
AAAUAAAAGAGAAACAUGAGCCAUGGAGCUGAGGUGAACUCUCAAAACUCCAGCAAGGACAAAGGGUGUAAGAUGUCGGCGCUACAGAAACUGGAGAGUCUGGCAGGGCGGAUCUUUUACUGGGGGCCACGGAGUGAUGCUGGGGCACCGAAUGUUGGGGAGGCAGCCUAUGAAUCUGAGCACACGGCAGCCUGGAAUGAGCAGAUGAAGGAGUUUCUUGCCAAAGCCAAAGAAGAGUUCCUCAAGAAAUGGGAGAACCCGUUGCAGAAUACGUCCAGCCUGGAUCACUUCGACCGGCUCAAGACCCUGGGUACAGGCUCUUUUGGGCGGGUGAUGCUCGUGAAGCACAAGGAGACCGGGAAUUACUUUGCCAUGAAGAUCCUUGACAAGCAGAAAGUUGUUAAGCUGAAGCAGAUCGAGCACACCCUCAAUGAAAAGCGCAUUCUCCAGGCUGUGAACUUCCCAUUCCUUGUCAGGCUAGAGUAUUCUUUUAAGGAUAACUCAAAUCUGUACAUGGUGAUGGAAUACAUCCCAGGUGGCGAGAUGUUCUCCCACCUACGACGGAUUGGCAGGUUCAGUGAACCUCAUGCCCGGUUUUAUGCCGCUCAGAUAGUGCUGACUUUUGAGUACCUGCACUCACUAGAUCUCAUCUAUCGAGACUUGAAGCCUGAGAACCUCCUCAUCGACCAGCAGGGCUACAUUGAGGUGACAGAUUUUGGCUUUGCCAAACGAGUGAAAGGCCGAACAUGGACCCUUUGUGGGACUCCAGAAUACCUGGCUCCUGAAAUCAUUCUGAGCAAGGGUUAUAACAAAGCUGUGGACUGGUGGGCCCUGGGUGUCCUCAUCUAUGAAAUGGCAGCCGGCUACCCCCCAUUUUUUGCAGACCAGCCCAUUCAGAUAUAUGAGAAGAUUGUCUCUGGGAAGGUUCGCUUCCCGUCUCACUUCAGCUCAGACCUGAAGGACCUGUUGCGUAACUUACUCCAGGUAGACCUCACCAAACGCUUUGGCAACCUCAAAAAUGGAGUCAAUGACAUCAAGAACCACAAGUGGUUUGCUACUACCGAUUGGAUUGCCAUCUACCAACGGAAGGUGGAAGCUCCCUUUAUACCAAAGUGCAAAGGCCCCGGCGACACAAGUAACUUUGACGACUACGAGGAAGAGGAGAUCCGGGUGUCCAUCAGUGAGAAGUGCGCCAAGGAGUUUGCAGAAUUUUAGGGCCAGUCCCCCUUGCUUUGUGUGCCCAGGAAAAGGAAGGGCUGGAUUUGAUCAGCCCCAAGGGCCAGAGUUCCUUGCCUAUAUGUUAAUUUGGGGAGGUGGGAGAGUGUUGGGGUUCACCUGAAUCUGUUUGGGCAGAAGAGAGAAAAGGGGAGUUCAUUUUGAAGCUGUGGAAAAGGCAGCAGUCGGAGUGCCAUCCAUCCACCUCCCACUGAAAACUGUAAGGUGGCUCCCAGCCACUCUCAGGCAGGUUUUCAACAAAUUCCCUUCCUCCUCAUAUUGACUCCAAUCCCCCUCCCCACCACACACAAACCCUAAUUGGACAGUCCCUGGUUUAUUGGUGGCUUUAUUUUAUUAUUUUUUUUAGGGGAAAGGGGAUAUAUUUGCCAUUCAUCACCCCCUAUGAAAGGUCUGGUUCAUGGGGCAUUGCAAGAAUUUCUGGAAGGGGGGGGUUAGGGCAAGAAAUAACCACAUCCACACAGCACUUUGGUGUUUAGACCAGCACUGAACAGGUUAAUGGCCCCACCCUUUCAACUUCCCCUAUGGGACAAUUCCUGUCCUUUUAUCAGCCCCCCCCCCUUUCCAGGCCCCUUUUAUUAUCUUUAAAUAAAAAGUUUAAAGAAAUAGUUGACUGGCUUUAUAAAAAAGGGUUUUAAAAGUCUAGGCAGGGCACAGUGCUUUUUUAUACGCUCUGUCUCCCGCACCGUUAAAUUAAAUUCAGCCGGAAUUUUAACUCUGUAAAAACAACUGAGUUUUAGCAUGAAGAAUUUGUGUGUGUUUUUUGGAUAGAAAAACACUUUAUUUCCAAUCUUUGUCUCCCUAUUUUGGGGGAAAGAAGGGGGCAAUAGUUUUCACACCUGUAGGAGGGAGCAGUGACUGGUUGCCAGCUGGCAAAUGCAUACUGAGAGAAAGAAGCUUGUCUCAAUUUGUCUUUCUUAAAUGUGCACACACCCCUUCUCUCUCUCUCUCCCUCUCUCUCUCUCUCUCCCUCCCCUAGUCUUCCCAUCACCACCACCCUCCAAUCCAAAUGUCCCAACAUGAGUUUCCCCACUUCAGGCAACUCUUGGAGCAUCUGCCUGAACGGAAGAGAAACAAGCAGGAUCUAGUCCACCCUGUGAAACAUCAGAUAGACUCUAGCUAGUUGCCAUGGUUCAAAGGGGCUUCUCCCGUUUGGUGAGCCAUCAGGGUGGGAGAAAGUCCAUGUAGAUAGAGCUUGACCGUCGCAGGCAAAAUGCAUUGGCUGCUAGGAUCCUACCCUUCCCAACUCCAACCUCUGACAUCUGUUUUUGUAAUACAAGGAUCUUUCCAGUCUGUUGGUGGAAACUCCAUUGCACCGGUCCUUAAGGGCUCCAUUGGCCUGCUAUGUGGUUUUUUUAAAAUGUUAAGACGGUAAGGAGGGAGUGGAAAAUGUAAAUCCCGGUGUAAACGGAGGUGGGGUAGGGGCUUAAAAACGAAAGUGUUGGGAAGGCCCAUUCCAUUUUGACCUGCAGUUCUGACAGGGAAUGAGAGGUGGCAUCUGUUUUAUUAGAGUCUUUUCUCAUGGAUGCGGAGGGAGCUGUGACUCAAAGAUGAGGAGGGGGAGCCCAUUUCUCUCCAUUUAAUUUGUUCCGACUCUUUCCUCCCCCUCCCUUUCCAAUGCAAUGCCUCUUUGUGUUCUGUCUUCACCUACCCCACUCCAAACACACUCUAUAUUCACCAGUUUAGUUUUCUUUUGUUUUCUUUCUGUGGCUGGGGAGCAAAGCAGUCUUCUUUAGAUUGAUAGAUGACAUAUAACACAUACAGAAGCGCUGUCAGGAGCAGGCAAGCUUUACUUGCCCCUCCAACUCCUCGUCGUCCUCUUCCCACCAAUAGCUCAUUGGCCUCUUCUAUGUUGGGUUGGGGAGACAGCGGGAGUUAAAAUACCCACCAGCUCCCUGCCUCAGAAAAAAACA